AUGCUGGGUAAUUAUGAAGAUGGAUAUGACGGACUUGAGGAACUUUGUCCUGCGCUUCCUUAUGACCGUUCCUCACACUUCCCUCACGUGGACGAGCAGUCGGUACACAAGGAUCACUCCAGAGCCGCUCCAGACUGUGUGUCCGUCUCCGGCCCUCCUUCGGCUGAGAGCUGGGACAGUUUACCGGCCCUGUGUCCCCCGCUGGAGCCGCUGUCCCCUCUACAGUCCAGUGACUCUGACGGCGGUCCGUCUCCAGAGUUCAGCGGCUCGAGCCGCAGGCCGGACGCGCCUCCGCUGACUCACACGCUCCCACUGAAUUUGAACAGAAAACUGUCAAACGCCAAGAAACCCACAGCAUAUGUGAGGCCGACGGUCGGUCAGGAUCAGGUGACCAGCGAUUCACCCGAACUGAAGGCCUCACCGGAGUCUUAUGAGCACUUACUGGACCUGAAGGAUAGCAGCAAAACAAACCUUCCCGCUCUGCAGUCUGCUGAUAGUGUGUGUGGUGUGUGUGUGGAGGACAUUCUGCAGGAAAUGACCUUGUGGCCUCCACUUCUGACCACCAUUUGCACGCCAACCACAGCAGAGCCUCCUAAGUUCUCCUCCACUAAUGAGGAGACAUGUGGAUUCCAGAUUCUCAAAGCUAAUGAAUCAUCAGACAAGUUCAAGUUCAGCUGGAAUCUCAGUGAGUAUCAGAUCAGAUCUUUGUCUCUAGUCUACAUGAAGCUGUUUACAUGCUCUAUCUCUGUGUGUGAGCCCAAACCAGCUCCAGCUUCCUCUGAGAGCAACACCUCUUCAGGACGCAAGAGAACGGUGGAGAGGGAUGAAAAGUCUUCAAAGAAGAAACAGAAACUGGACAAAGAGGGAAAACAUUCUUCCUUCUCUCAGCAAAGCCUCCACCAAUCAGAAGACACAACGAGGAAGAAGAAGAGUGUGAAACACAGCUCAGAUCUUCUUCAGGAGUCACACAAAGACUCGGGACGCCAGCAGAAGAAAGCAGACACUCAUGGGAAGAAGAGCAGGAAGGAUGUCGCGGUGAAGGUGUGUCCUCGAGCGCUGCUGCCGGCCGAUCGCAGGAAACUCUCAGUGGAAGAUCAUUUGAAGGAAGCCAAAAAGCUGAAGCACAAAGCAGAUGCUACGCUGGAUAAGAUGGAUAAAGCGCUCCGAUAUCUGGAAGCUGCACUGUCAUUCGUGGAGAGUGGCGUCGCCAUGGAGACAGAGCCACAGACGCCCAAAUCUGCGUACACCAUGUUCUCUGAGACGCUGGACCUGAUCAGGUUUAUUCUCAAGCUGAAGAACUACACGGAUCCGUCAGCUGCUGUCCACGAGAGAGACUUCUGCGUCCUGUGGAGUGCGGUCUCGUCUCUGGUCGAUCCUCAGAACAUCCAGCAGGUGGCGGUGGCGUACGUCAGCAUCACCGAACUCUUUCUGAGCGCUCUCGAGGCGUGGGAGCAGGCGGACGAUAUCGCUCUCAGAGGCAGCGGUUUGCUGCGAGAGCUGGAUUCAGCCGUCGGUGCUCCGAGUCUGACGUCCUCCACCAGCGCUUUAGUGCGAUACACACGACACGGCCUGCACUGGAUCAGACACGACACACAGAACCUGCUUCUUCUAGAUAGCGACGUCUCAUUGGUCAAAUCCUUUGGCACUUUUUAAAUAGAGCACCAAGUAUUUCCUGUCCAUCAGUAUUUCCUUUCUUUCUUCAUCUUGGGUCAAGAGCAGCUGAUGUGGAUUGACUCCCAAAUUAGGAUUUUUUUUUUACUUUCUGUGAACUUUGGAAGAUUAAAAUACUGUAAAAAUGGAAUAUCAAUAUGAAACUAUUUGCAUUUAUUUUAAAUCCCACCUGGUUUUCUACAACCUAACUAAACUCCUAAAGGGCAAAAGUCUGAUUUGAUUGUUGAUUAUCAAAUCUUCAUUGAAAGUGGUUUUUGUGCCUUAUUGUUUUGGGUGACUGAGUUCAGUUGACAUUAAUACUGAGACCUGAAGAUCUGUUUCCUCAGGAUGCACUUGGAUAUGAAUUGAAUUAAAUUUUUAUUAUUCUUUA
This is a messenger RNA of Carassius gibelio (silver crucian carp), 2041 nucleotides long. Its product is annotated as AF4/FMR2 family member 1. The record is from RefSeq and is a predicted model, not a curated record. Bases 1 to 1653 code for a protein of 550 amino acids. Gene Ontology annotation, biological process: regulation of gene expression. Lineage: Eukaryota; Metazoa; Chordata; Actinopteri; Cypriniformes; Cyprinidae. The transcript is spliced from 14 exons. Gene Ontology annotation, cellular component: super elongation complex; nucleus.